This is a messenger RNA of Nymphalis io (European peacock), 3778 nucleotides long. RefSeq names its product mitochondrial glutamate carrier 1-like. The record is from RefSeq and is a predicted model, not a curated record. Bases 215 to 1150 code for a protein of 311 amino acids. Gene Ontology annotation, biological process: L-glutamate transmembrane transport; malate-aspartate shuttle; aspartate transmembrane transport. The transcript is spliced from 8 exons. NCBI's taxonomy places the organism in Eukaryota, Metazoa, Arthropoda, Insecta, Lepidoptera, Nymphalidae. Gene Ontology annotation, molecular function: L-glutamate transmembrane transporter activity; L-aspartate transmembrane transporter activity.
CCGUAAAAUGUGCUGGCAAUACUUCUAUAAUGUCAUUUACAUGUCAAUAAGAAUUGCAGCAAAACCUCUUCCGGUUGUCUAGCUAUCGAUUGAGGUUGUUCAAUAAUUAGAAUUUUUAAAGACCAAAUUCGCUAUGCCAUUUUAUUGAUCAAAAUUCUUGCAGUUUUUAAAAUUGUGUGUGUAGUAACUAAGGAGAGGUAAUUAAAAAUUAAGAAUGAGUGGUUCCAAAACACCACCCCCACAACAGUUUAAUUUGCUACCAAAAAUUAUAAAUGGAGGCAUUGCUGGAAUUAUCGGCGUAUCGGUUGUCUUUCCCCUGGACUUGGUUAAGACUCGACUACAGAAUCAGACCGUAGGGCCCAAUGGCGAACGACAGUAUAAGAACAUGUUGGACUGUUUCAAACAGACAUAUAGAGCGGAGGGUUACUUUGGCAUGUACCGAGGGUCCGCAGUCAACAUCAUCUUGAUCACUCCGGAGAAGGCAAUCAAGCUGGCGGCUAAUGAUUUCUUCCGUUAUCAUCUCACUCUACCCGAUGGAUCGUUGCCAAUAGUUCGGCAAAUGGCCGCUGGCGGUAUGGCAGGUGCAUGUCAAAUCGUCAUCACCACUCCCAUGGAGUUGCUGAAGAUUCAGAUGCAGGACGCGGGGAGGCUCGCAGCUCAAGCUAAAGCCGAGGGUCGUAAAUUUGAACGAAUAACCGCGAUGCAGUUAACGCGCCAGCUUUUAAAAGAGCGCGGAAUCUUCGGCUUGUACAAGGGAGUGACCGCGACCGCCGCUAGGGACGUAUCAUUCUCCCUCGUGUACUUCCCAUUAUUCGCGACACUCAAUGACCUCGGACCUCGAGAGAAACCUAAUGAACCGCCACCAUUCUGGUGGUCAUUCCUCUCCGGUUGCGGUGCCGGUUCAACUGCUGCGUUAGUGGUCAACCCCAUGGACGUGGUGAAGACCCGCAUGCAGACCAUCGCAAAGGGCUCCAAUGAACGACAGUACUCUUCUAUUAUGGAUUGCAUCACGAAAACCAUGAUGCAAGAAGGUCCAACGGCGUUCUUUAAGGGAGGAGCGUGUCGAAUGAUAGUUAUUGCGCCGCUGUUCGGCAUUGCUCAAAGUAUUUAUUACAUAGGCUUAGCCGAAAAUUACCUAGGCAUCAAGUAGAGUAAACCAGCUAUACGAAAAACAUUCUUGCCGCCCGUAAUAAGUUUGUAAUUUUAUCCCCACACUGCAAUAAAACCAUUUAUUUUAGAAGACGCACAUGUACCUUUGUAUUGCUUAGCUUUUAAAGAAAAAUACAUUAUUUGGCGGGAGGCAUAAAGCUAAAAUUUUCGUUAGAACUGUACUGUUUUGAGAUUGGCUGAUAAAUUAUAUGAAUUCAUCAUAUUUUCUUUUGAUAAUAUUAUUAAUUUUUUUUUAUAUUGAAUAUAAAAUAUGUGUUAAUGUACUUUGGUCACACUUACUCCAUGUCUCAAGGUUUUAUUAUUAAUAUUAGCCCUUUCAAAGGACAAAGACACUAUUUUGCUUAAUUUAAUUGAGAAUGUGUUAUUUUUUGAAUUAGCAAAUGUUUAGUAUAAAUUAUAGAAAAUUACUUUUGUGUAUUCAAGUUGAAAUAUGACUCAGUUUUAAUUGUAAUAUUUUUAUUAUUAAAAAUUAACUUUAAUAUUUGUGCUGUGCGAUUAAUUGUUUAACUUAUGAAUUAUUUAUAUUUAAUUUAUUUAUCAACUUUGUAAACAGAAUAUUGUUUUGUUUCAAUAGAAUUAAAAAAAAUCGGUUUGUCUGUGUGAAUUAAUCAAUCAUAACAUGAAACAUCCAUUACAAUUUUGAAUAUACAUCGUAAUACAUAGCAAACAAGAUUAAUAAGUCUAGAAAAUUUUCCAUUUUUCGAUAUAUAAAAAUAAAAAAUUUAAAAUGUUUACUAUGCGUCCAUCAGUAUUUAAAACUAUACAUAAACAUGCUUGUUAUAAUAAUGUUGAUAUGAAAUUAUUUUUGUAUGUGUUAGUAGGACUGUUAUGAAGCUUUAAAGUGACAAUUAUUAUUUGAACUGGUAAUACAAUAAUGUAUCUUUCAAUACUAGACGAAAACGAGAUGUUUUUCCAUUUCUAAGUCACAGUUGCCAAAUGUCUUGUGAACUGACAAGAAAAUAGUUUUUAUCAGACCCGGUUUCUAAGUAUUAUAAUAUUUUAUAUAUACUGGCUCUUAUUUUUUAACAUUAAUGUGAUGGGUAUUAAUGAAAUGGCAACCCCACUCAAUCUAUCUUUUUAACACGUGACAAAAAAGUAUAUAUAAGAUUUGUUGGAUAAUAUUUAAUUAUAAUCAAAAAAUUAACAAUAAUAAACUGUUUAUUUUAAUAUAUUAAACAUAACAUAGACGAGGGAUACAUUAUUGUAACUUAAGGAAAUUUGUUACUGUACUUAGCUAUUACUUGAUGUUAUCGGGUAUACUCAGCAUGUACUGUCUCUUUCACUAAGUGAUAUAUAUAUGCUUUAGUCCCCAGCUAGCUUUUGUUUUUGAUAAAUUGUGUGCAUUUAAUUUUUAUAAAGAGUUAUUAUUUUUUGUUAGAAUAGAUAACGCCUUUGGCAUCAUUAAAUAAUACUGCCGUGAAUAACAGACUACAAUAUACAAUGUUUGUUUUUUUAAUCUGUACCGAAAAUUAAUUCAAUCGACAGACACAUAAAUAAACAUAAAAUUAUCUUGCUGUUAUUGACAUCUAUGUCGACAGAAAUAUAAGGAAUUAUUAAACGAAUAUGUGUAUUUACAAGAGCUUAUCCGAGGGGUAUCAAAAUAUUUAAUAUCAUGAUGACAUACAUAUAUGUAGGUAUAUAACAAAUAUUAAAUUCUGUAAAAUAUAUUCAACAAUGCUGUCGAUUACUUUAUAAUAUCGUUCCUAUAUCGGCGUACAUUAAGCAUGUCCAGUGAUGUAACGAUAGCGAAUCAAAAGUGGAACGCCUAUUAAACAUAUUAACCAUGAAUUUAAAAAAAAGUAUUUUUUUUACUGGUAACCCCUGAUUGCCAUAUAAUUGAUAUUAUUAAAUAUAUUGAGAUAGCUUCAAAGCUAAUUUGGCUCCACUAAUUGUGUGACAUUUAUGUGGUGUUUUAAAUGUAUCGAUGUGUAAUUAUAUGAACGUACUCUGUUCCAAUGUCGUUCAAUUACCGAUUUGACAAUAAUAAUAAUAAAAUUAUAUCAGAUGUAAUCGUAAGUAUUGUAAGUGUUGACUAGAAAUCUUCCUCUAGAUAGUAAUCCGUGUCAAUUCAAAAGUUUGUUAUGAAGUCGAUUAUUGUGUCCAUUAAUUAAAAAUCAUGGUUAUAAUAACUAAUGAAUAAUAAUUGCGGUGAAGUGACUUCUUAAUUUAUCCAGUUUGCAAUGUUAAAAAUCUCAUAAAUUAUAUUUUAUUCGUAUUAUACUAUCAAAAUCGAAUAGGUUCCGUUAAAUAAAAUAUAUUAUGUUAUCUGUAAAACAUAUUUUUAUUAUCAAUUUCUGCUCAUGUAAACUAUUUACUCAUACAAGCAAUUCAAUGUUUUGUCAUGUUUAUUAAGCUUUGCACAAUUUCCUGUGUAUUAACUAUAUCGUGUACGUAUUUAUACGCAUUUAAAAUUGAUAUUAAAUAAUAAUUGGUAUUAAUUUGAUAUGCAGUUAUGUAAUUACGCAAUCUGUUUUAUAAUCUGUUGCUACGGAAAGUGCCAAUAAAAGACAAAACAUUAACUAGUCAUUUAUACUUAUAAAUGUUAUUUUAAUUAAAAUUCCGUUGAAUUCCAGUAAAUAAUAACAUAUUUAAUUUCGCUAUUUUAUUU